Molecule: messenger RNA, 2312 nt
Organism: Sebastes umbrosus (honeycomb rockfish)
Lineage: Eukaryota; Metazoa; Chordata; Actinopteri; Perciformes; Sebastidae
Product: extracellular calcium-sensing receptor-like
Exons: 12
Coding region: 16-2295 (759 amino acids)
Biological process (GO): G protein-coupled receptor signaling pathway
Cellular component (GO): membrane
Molecular function (GO): G protein-coupled receptor activity
Source: RefSeq, a predicted model, not a curated record
AGAGCCUUCCGCUGGAUGAUGACCAUGGUGUUUGCAGUGGAGGAAAUUAAUCGUAAUUCAAGCCUGUUACCAGGUGUUAAACUAGGCUACCGGAUCAUGGACAGCUGUGACCAUGUCCACACCAGCCUGCAAGCUCUUCUGUCUCUAGUCAGAAAUGUAACAGUGGAGAGAAUAGUUAGGAGAACACAAUCUCAAACCUUACCCUCAUGUCUGGCUGAUUCUCCUGUGCCCGCUGUGAUUGGCCUUGCAUCCUCUUCCCCUACAAGAGCUAUAGCUCACACUCUUGGCCCUUUCAGCCUCCCGCUGGUGAGUUAUUUUGCCACUUGUGCCUGCCUUACUGACAAGCAUAUGUACCAGUCAUUCUUGCGGACUGUGCCGAGUGAUCUCUUUCAAGUUAGAGGUCUUGUUCAGCUGGUCACUUUCUUAGGCUGGUUCUGGGUGGGCACAAUAGGGACCACGGAUGACUACAGUCACUAUGGCAUCCAAGCGUUUUCCAAUCAGUUUAGACAACAAGGUGGAUGUCUGGCAUUUCAUCUGACUAUCCCAAAAUCACCCACAGCGACUGAGAUACAAGAAAUGGCAGACAAGCUGCAGAGUUCAACCGCACAGGUGGUGGUGGUCUUUGCCACGGAGGGACAGCUGCUGGAUCUGCUCUUAGAGGGCACACUGGGCUUCUCCUUCCCUGGGGUCGGGAUCCCCGGCUUGAAAGAGUUCCUGUUGAAUGUCCGCCCCUCUCCCAAACCUGGGAUGGCAUUUGUCAACAUGUUUUGGGAAGAGCUUUUUGGCUGCAGGCUAGAGUUUAGAGGAGGCCGAGCCAAAGAAAAUGAAGCAGAUGCCCCUGUAUGCACUGGUUCAGAGGAUCUCAAGUACACUGACAGCAGUUUUACAGAUGUAUCUCAGGUCAGAAUAUCCUAUAACGUGUAUAAAGCUGUAUACGCCAUCGCCCACGCUCUGCACACUUUAUUGAACUGUGAUUCUGCAGUACAUAACAAGGGAAUGUGUGACAAUAAUAAAUCAUUUACUUCUAGAGAGUUGCUGCAUCAUCUGAAGACAGUGAAUUUCACCAACCAGUUUGAGGAGAAGGUAUAUUUUGACUCCAACGGAGAGCCGGUCCCUCUCUAUGACAUCAUUAACUGGCAGAAGGACAGCAGUGGUGAAAUUAGAUUUAUCAAAGUGGGAAGCUAUGAUGGUUCGGCUCCAUUGAGAGAACAGUUGCAGAUAAAGCAGAGCACCAUUGUGUGGACAAAAGGACAGUCACAGGUGCCUGUGUCUCAGUGCAGCGUUCCAUGCCCCCCUGGCAGCAGGUCGGCCAGACGUCCAGGAGAGCCCCACUGCUGCUUUGACUGUUUGCCCUGUGCAGAUGGAGAGAUCAGCAACCAGACUGGUUCCACUGAGUGCACAAAAUGUGCUGAAUACUACUGGCCAGACAAAGACCAGGUGAAAUGCGUGGCCGGAGUGGAAGAAUUUCUGUCUUUCCACGACACCAUGGGCAUCAUCCUGGUCGCACUCACACUGUUGGGUGUCGUCCUGACAACCAUCGUCACUGUCGUCUUUCAAAGUUUCCGUUCCACGCCCAUCGUCAAGGCCAACAACUCUGAAAUAAGUUUCUUGCUUCUCCUUUCACUCAAGCUCUGCUUCUUGUGCUCCCUGGUGUUCAUCGGCCAGCCGUCUUUGUGGACAUGUCGGCUCCGCCAGGCAGCAUUUGGGAUCAGCUUUGUCCUCUGUCUGUCCUGCCUCCUCGUUAAGACCAUUGUGGUUCUCUUGGCAUUCCGGGCUAAUGUACCUGGUUCGAGGGCUCUGAAGCGGUUUGGUCCCCCUCAGCAGAGGACUCUAAUCCUCUGUACUACAGCUCCUCAGCUUUGUCUUUGUGCUGGUUGGCUGUUGGGCGCACCUCCAUUACCAUUCAAGAACACAAACUACCAAGCCUCAACUGGAAAAAUUGUCGUGGAGUGUACGGAGACAUGGCCUCUUGGAUUUUAUCUGGUCCUGGGCUACAUUGGUCUACUGGCCUUCAUUUGCCUCCUCCUGGCGUUCCUUGGACGCAAGCUACCCGAUACCUUCAACGAGGCAAAGCUCAUCACCUUCAGCAUGCUGAUAUUCUGGGCGGUGUGGAUCUCAUUCAUCCCAGCUUAUGUCAGCUCUCCUGGGAAGUUCACUGUGGCUGUGGAAGUAUUUGCUAUAUUAGCCUCCAGUUUUGGACUGUUACUAUGUAUUUUUCUGCCCAAAUGUUACAUAAUUUUAUUGCGGCCUCAGAGAAACAUUAAGAAAGGCAUGACUGGAAAAUAUCUCACAUGAACUUAACAUUUAUGUAG